AUGUUAAAAGUGCUUUUGCUCUUCCCCGUGCUGUGCAGGGGGGAGGAUGGCCCAUCGGAGGCAGUUGGAUGCGGGGGCAAGGGGCAAUCCCCGUGCGCGUUCACAGCGCGGUGGCAAGGUGCGAAGAGCGGCUGCCACACUGCCCAGCCUGGAGAUCGCUGCUUCCGAGAGAUCAUGUGGGCUGUCCACGUUGGUAUGCGUUGGCACCCAGAGUGGUACCCCGGCUUAACAAGCAACUCUCCCCUCAUCGACUUCCAGCUCUUCAUCCACAACAACUUUCCAGGAAAAUGCCCUAUUCCAUGCGGCGUGCCGAUGCCCCAGAAGUGGUGUCACUGGCCGCCUGCGGGCAACCUGACGGCCCCUUCGGUCUACGACAGCGAACCCAACGCCAUCGAUGCCAUCGAUGCCUUUGGCAACGACAGCAACGAUAGUAUUGUGAGCAACGUGAGCAACGUGAGCAACGCAGACAUGAACAACAUCACCAUUAAGGUUCUUACCUACAACCUCUUCUGGUGGAAUCUGUACAGAGUCAGACAGGGUGAUGGUGAGAGCGCUGGGAAGCUCAUGAAGGCCGAGAUCGAGGAGGAUCGACCCUUUGACGUCAUUGGCUUUCAAGAAUGCGAAGAUGGCCAUCGCGCCUUGGAGCCGGUUGGGCUUCUGCAUAUUUACAACGUUCUGCAAGGACCUCACGCAGUCUGCCUUGCCUACCGGAAAGAUGUUUGGAACCUGCUGACCCAUGGCAUGGAGGAUGUGGGCGAGGACAUGAGAUCUCACUACUACGGGCGUCGUGGGGUGUUCUGGAUGCGCCUGGAGCACUAUGACACCGGUAGAAAGCUGCUCUUCGUGAACCACCAUGGGCCGCUGGAGGUGAACUCAGGCGGCGAAUGUGGGGGCGACUCCAUCGCGAACAACAUCAUUCACGUGAUCCAGAACAAGUCCCGUCCAGGUGACGCCAUCAUUCUGGUGGGCGACUUCAAUGCCAAUGCCGCUUCCCGUACUGUCCAGGCCCUCUGGAAACGCAUGGUGAUGCUGCACAGUGGCACCUCCUUCGGCGGAGUAGACAACAUUUUUGGCAACAUGGACUCCUCUUCGGUCAUCAGCCGCAAGAACCUGGGCCCAGGAGGCAGUGACCAUGAUGCCCUCACCGCCACGGUGACGUUGGGCGUCGAGGCAGCGCGCGUCGAGGUGGCGGUGGAGGCCAUAGAUUUUCUCAAGGCCCAGCCGCCGGGCAACGAGUGGCAGCACUUUUGGUGCGGUCAGCUGGAGACGGACGUCGGCUACGUGCCGGCAGAGGGCAGCUUUCUCCGUGUGGUGAAGCACAAGCCGCACCGUGGCGACAGCUUGGAUGUGGCUGCGCCGCAGCGGUGCUGCCGCCUGUGCCAGCAGGACCCCAGGUGCAGAAGUUGGAUUUGGAAGGAUGGCGGUCCCAGCUGCGAGAUGUAUGGUGCCGCGCCGGUGGAGAUGGAGAAGGUGCCUGGAUUUGUGUCUGGGUUGUCGGCAGCGGAGGCAACUCUGCAGGUGGCCCUCUCGGACUUCGGAACCGCCAUCAGGGUGGAGAAGAGCGAGAAGGUCUACAGCCGUGUCGGCACUCCUGCCUUCUGGGCACCAGAGAUCUUCAACGGUCCGUAUGACUACAAAGUCGACGUCUGGGCUGUUGGGGUGACGACCUACAUUCUUCUGACCGGCGCCUUGCCCUUCGAAGGCCAAGAGCAGAUCUGCCGGCCGGUGGGAGACGAGGCCCCAGUGUACUUUCCGCCCCACUGCGCCAGAGAUUGCGCAUCGUUUCUCACUGCGACGCUGGCAAAGGAUGUGAAGGCGCGCCCAUCAUCUAAAGCUGCUCUUCAGUCCGAUUGGUUCUCCAAAUCGCCGGAGCCAACCCCGGAGAUUGCGCGGCGCCCUUAUCGCCAAGAGGUGGUAGAGAGCGGCUGCCACUGUUGGGUAGGCCUCACUGCAUCGAUUUGCAGCGCCAUCAAAUUUUGCUUGGACCAUUUGUGCGACCAGAAGGAGGUGGAGGCUGCUGCGGCGCGUUGGUCCAAGAUGUCCAGCAAGCAGUCCUCCGCUGGUAAGACAAGCACCCUGGGCGGAAUGGUGGAAAAGGACAUGUUGGAGAAGCAGGCCACGGAUCUGACCAAACAAAUCUCGGUGAGCCUCAUGCAGCACCAGGUCAUGCCGCGCCGCGGCGCUUGGUGCUUGCCAGGCUUUUUGGUCGGCCUCGCCUUCGCGCCGCACGCAGGCGUCAGGACUGCCUUGCGCGCCAAAACCGCCGAGGUGACCGGAGAGCUCACGCCACUCUUCGAUUAUGUGCUAGCGAAGUCCAAGGAAGCUGUGACCAGCACAAAGUCCGGGCUGCUGCUGCCGAGCUCAUCGGAGAAGCCCAGCGAGGGAGAGGUGGUGGCAGUGGGUCCUGGCUCGGUCAAGGAGAACGGCGUGCAAGUGGCUCCUUGGGCAGAGGCAGGCAUGAAGAUACUGCACGGCAAGUAUGGCGUUGAGGAGGUCACCUACAAUGGUGAGGAGCAUGUGCUGGUGAGGGAUGAGGAUGUCCUGUUGAGCUACGAGGGUGAGCCCACCUUGGAGAGCAUCAAGAUGCCCAGGGGCAAGGUGCUGCUGAAACUCUUGGAAAAAGAGUCUCAGGGUGGAAUCUUGCUCUCCAAGGGCGCGGCCAAGCCCGACACCACCAUGGGAGAGGUGGUGGCCGUGGGAGAUGACGAUCUGGACCGCAACGGCAAGCCAGUCCCCAUGGACAUCGCAGUGGGCGAUUUUGUGCGCUUCCGCUUUGGCAAUGAGGUGAAGCUGGACCUUGGCAAGAGCGAGUUCCGCUCUGUUUCAGCAAGUGAAUGCUUGGCCAAAUGGCGGAAGUAG
Messenger RNA from Effrenium voratum, 2859 nucleotides. Lineage: Eukaryota; Dinophyceae; Suessiales; Symbiodiniaceae. The record is from the annotation of a GenBank genome assembly.